AUGGCAAUUGUAGCUGCGAUGACAUUGCAGACGACGUGGAUCCUGGUAUACGCAAUGGACAACCGGCAAGAGAAAUCCCAGAACAACAUCGCGGGGUCUACAGGAGCACGAGGUCGGGAGAAAACAGGAACAAAAGUGGCUGUUAUCCAGUGGCCUGAGAUCAUGCCAGAAUCAAAUUUCAGCAAUGCGACGGACAACAAGAUCAGUGGUUCUGCACCCACAAAAGCUGCUGAUAUAACAAGUGAAGAAAUUAGUACAAUUAAAAUACCAACAGAUCCUCAGGAACAACCGAACGAUCCGAAAAUCUUGGAGACGGCUACAACGAAGCCGUCCGAGCGCGCCUAUGACUCCACAGCUACUUUGAUGAAUGACUCUGCUGUGACUCAAGCACCCGUCAUAUUGAACCAAGGCAGUUAUUCUCUAAUUCUUUUAAUUUUAGCGGGCUUCUGUUGUAUAUUUCUACUUCUUUGGGGAUGGAAAAGACGUUCUAGCUUAUUUUAUAGCUCAACUGCAUCGGGAAAUGCCAAUACGAAGGGGUCCAAAGUGCAAUACACUCAUGUACCAAACGAGCAACCAUUCAGCCACUGUCAAUAUGACGAUGAUGAGUUUUGCGACGACUUCACUGAGAACGAUUUAGCGAACGAUUGUGAAAGCUGGGACGACUGGGAAAAUAGCUCCUCACAAGAUCAAGUCUCCCAGAUAAACCCUUUUGCUUCAGCACCCUCGAUUUUGUCGCCAAGAAUUAUACCAAAUGCGACUACUGGUCACAACUCUCAGCUUCUGCAUUCCUCUCAUCACCAAUUUAAUGAUACUGCGACCUUAAACAGAGAUGCUGAUCCGACAAGCCUUUGCGAUGCGGUGAUUGAAAUAGAGAAGGAACGCGAAAGCUGCGAAGAUCUGUUCAGUCAAUUUGGCAUGAAACCAGACUUUAAAAAGCAUUCGGCAGCUUAUACUACAUAA
Molecule: messenger RNA, 960 nt
Organism: Plasmopara halstedii
Lineage: Eukaryota; Oomycota; Peronosporomycetes; Peronosporales; Peronosporaceae
Exons: 4
Coding region: 1-960 (319 amino acids)
Source: RefSeq, a predicted model, not a curated record